AUGGCGGACAAGGAAGCAACAGUUUACAUUGUGGAUGUCUCGUGUUCUAUGGGAGAACGACGACAUGGCCGCGAAAUUACGGACCUGGAAUGGGCCAUGCAGUAUGUCUGGGACAAGAUCACUACUACGGUCUACACAGGUCGAAAGGGGGCUACACUCGCUACUGUCGCUUUGCGAACAGAUGGUACUUCGAAUGAGCUUGAAGAUGAUCCAGAUUACUCCAAUAUCUCGGUUGUUAAGAAUCUUGGACAGGCUCUUAUGCCUGAUAUCCGAAAAAUUCGAGAUGUUAUUAAGCCAAGUGGCACCGAUGCCGGUGACGCUAUUUCUGCGGUCGUCGUGGCCAUUCAAAUGAUCCGGACCUUUUGCAAGAAGCUCAAAUACAAGAGGGAGAUUGUCCUUGUCACCAACGCCACUGGCGUGAUGAACAGUGAGAAUUUGGAUCAAAUAAUAGCAAAGAUCAAAGAGGACAAUAUCAAGCUGACUAUACUUGGACCCGAUUUCGACGAUGCGGAAUACGGAGUGAAAGAAGAAGACAAAGAUAAUCUGAAGAAAGAAAAUGAGAUACUUCUACGCGAAUUUGCUGAAGGUUGUGAUGGCAACUAUGGAACCCUCGAUGAGGCAGUCUCGUGGCUGGAAACUCCUCGUCUCAAAGUGACGAAGGGCCUGCCUUCCUUUAAGGGAUUUCUUCAGCUAGGGGAUGCGUCGAAAUAUGACACGGCAGUGCGCAUCCCCGUUGAGCGCUAUUUCCAAACCUACGUUGCCAAACCGCCAUCAGCUAGCUCUUUCGUUAUCAGUUCUGGCAAUGCACCUGAGAAAGAUGGAGCCCAACUCUCUGGAAGUCAGGCACCGAGUGAAGGAGAAAACCUCACAUUGGUGAGACAAUCUCGAGCAUAUCAAAUCACAGACGAGUCCGCACCUGGCGGCAAAGUCGAAGUCGAGCGGGAUGACCUUGCGAAGGGUUACGAAUACGGCCGCACUGCUGUGCAUAUCAGUCAGACUGAUGAGAACAUUACCAAGCUAGAAACCUUCGCAGCCAUGGAUCUGAUUGGGUUUGUUCCAAAGGAAAAUUAUGAUCGCUAUCAACAUAUGUCAAAUACCAAUGUAAUAAUUGCCUCAAAGGGUAAUGACAAAGCAGCUCUGGCUUUAUCGUCUUUUAUCCACGCACUGGAUGAGUCGGAAUCCUACGCCGUUGCUCGAUUAAAUUAUGAAUGCCUCAUUGAGGUCCAGGUUCCAUUCUCGGAGGAUGUGCGAUCAUACAGGUUUCCUCCCUUAGAUAAGGUCAUUACCGUUUCAGGCAAGAUUGUGACUGAGCACCGCAACCUUCCAACCGACAGCCUUCAGGAGGCGAUGAGCAACUAUGUCGAUAGCAUGGAGUUAGGUCUCGAUGAUGAUGAAGAAGCUGAAGUUGACGACUUGAUCAAUGACUCAUACUCUCCAUACCUACACCGGGUUGAGACAGCUGUGCGCAAACGAGCGGUGAAUCCUAAUGCUCCUGUCCUCGAGCCAGCUCACCAACUACUGAAAUUUGCCAACCCUGACAAGAACGUGAUCGAAAAGUCGAAAGUCUACCUCGAGAAAUUGAUUUCUGAAGCAGAUGUCAAGAAAGUACCACCAAAGACUAAGGGCCGGAAACGCCAGCGCGAGACCGAAAAACCACUCUCUGGCCUUGACGUUGAUGCUCUUCUUAACCUAGAACCAAAGCGGGCGAAGAUCUCAGCUGAGAAUGCCAUCCCCGAAUUCAAGCAACUUCUCCAGCGUGCUCAGAGUGUCGAUGAAACCCUUGACGCUGUCAAGCAGCUGAACAUUAUUAUCGAAACCCAGAUCAAGCACAGUUUCGGCGAAGCCAACUACAACCGAGUUGUUGAGGAAUUGGGCACAAUGCGCGAAGAGCUGGUAGAUUAUGAGGUACCGGUUGCUUACAAUGAUGUAUUGCGUAAACUCAAGGAGAAGAUCCUGCGCGAGGAGCUGGGUGGGGAUCGUCAAGAGCUGUGGUACCUUAUUCGAACGAGCAAACUUGGUCUAAUUGAGCACACUGAGUCAGAGCAUUCCCAGGUCUCAGAGGAGGAUGCAAAGCAGUUCCUCUCUGCCAAAUGA
Penicillium taxi is the source of this 2094-nucleotide messenger RNA. RefSeq names its product ATP-dependent DNA helicase 2 subunit KU80. The record is from RefSeq and is a predicted model, not a curated record. The transcript has 12 exons. Gene Ontology annotation, biological process: cellular response to gamma radiation; telomere maintenance; cellular response to X-ray. The coding region runs from base 1 to 2094 and encodes 697 amino acids. NCBI's taxonomy places the organism in Eukaryota, Fungi, Ascomycota, Eurotiomycetes, Eurotiales, Aspergillaceae. Gene Ontology annotation, molecular function: damaged DNA binding; double-stranded DNA binding; telomeric repeat DNA binding. Gene Ontology annotation, cellular component: nucleus; Ku70:Ku80 complex.